Oxyura jamaicensis (ruddy duck) is the source of this 1493-nucleotide messenger RNA. It is a transcript of the gene CTRL, whose product is annotated as chymotrypsin like. Gene Ontology annotation, biological process: proteolysis. Gene Ontology annotation, molecular function: serine-type endopeptidase activity. The transcript has 7 exons. Bases 174 to 974 code for a protein of 266 amino acids. The record is from RefSeq and is a predicted model, not a curated record. NCBI's taxonomy places the organism in Eukaryota, Metazoa, Chordata, Aves, Anseriformes, Anatidae.
CAGCCGUUGGCACCAGGGCCACGUGGGGCACGGCAGGCGCAGGCCUGGCACAGCACCGCUGCCCACAGCUGGGACAAGGCUCUACGGGGACCUUGCCCUGCCUGGCCACGAGCCACGUGGCUGCCAGCUGCUAUAAAGCCCACGGCCCUGGGACACGACCAUGUCCUCCCAGGAUGGCAUUUCUGUGGGCAGUUGCCUGCCUGGCCCUCGCCAGCGCCGUCUCAGGCUGCGGGGUGCCCACCAUCAGCCCCUCGGUGCAGUACAACGAGAGGAUCAUCAACGGGCAGAAUGCGGUGUCUGGCUCCUGGCCCUGGCAGGUGUCCCUGCAGACCCGUACGGGAUCCCACUUCUGCGGCGGCUCCCUGAUCAACGAGAACUGGGUGGUCACAGCUGCCCACUGCGAAUUCAACCCCUACUCCCACGUUGUCGUCCUCGGGGAAUAUGACCGCAACUCCGGGUCAGAGGCCGUGCAGGUGAAGACUGUGGUGAAGGCCGUCACGCACCCCAGCUGGGACGCCUACACCCUCAACAACGACAUCACCCUGCUGAAGCUCUCCUCGCCUGCCCAGCUGGGGUCUCGCGUGGCCCCCGUCUGCCUGGCCCCAGCCAACCUGGCUCUGCCCAGCAACCUGCAGUGUGUCACCACCGGCUGGGGACGCACCAACACGAACUCCAACGCCUUGGCGGUGCGCCUGCAGCAGGUAUCCCUGCCCCUGGUCUCCCAGAGCCAGUGCAUGCAGUACUGGGGCAGCAGCAUCACCAGCUCCAUGCUGUGCGCCGGGGGGGCGAAGCGGGGGCUCUCCUCUCCGCAGGGUGACUCCGGGGGCCCGCUUGUGUACAAGAACGGGAACGUCUGGACCUUGAUCGGCAUCGUCUCCUGGGGAAACAGCAACUGCAAUGUCCGCACGCCCGCCGUCUACACCCGCGUAAGCCAGUUCCGAAACUGGAUCGACUCCAUCGUCGCUCAGGGGUAGAGCCGGGGACGGAGAAAUCCCUUUGUCAGGCUCCGCGCCCGGGCAAGGUGACCUGGGCAGAGCCUCCCGGCACCUCCAGUCCUGCCAGUGAGGGGCUGAGCAUGAAGCGAGGUUCCCCGCGCUGCAGGGCAAUAAAGUGCCACCGUUCGCUUGCGCCAGGCACGGUCUCUGGCUCCCUUCCUCUCGUGGCGCGGACCAGGAGCACGGGGGCAGCACGUGGCUCCUUUCCCUAAUCCCGGAGCUCGGUGCCCGGCUGGGACCUGCCGAGCCUGGAGGCAUCCAUGGCCCAACCCCAGCAGCGGGCACGGGGCUGGCUGUGGCUCGGGGUCUCUGUAAGCCAGCAGCUCCACAGCACAGCACCAGCAAGGGCUUCGAGGCUUGCAACAAGAGCAGGGAGGGGGGAGCUGCUGGGUGCACGGCUUAUAAAAGAUCUUCACCUGGACUUUAAAGCAGUAACACGCGUAGCGGUGUGGGAACACACGAGCUGAGAGGGAGAAGCGUCACGGGCAGCUCCAUCUC